UGCUUGGUCAACUUCUCAAUUUGUAUAUCAAUUAUGCAACAACACAUAUGCGAAUGAUCUAUUUCACGUUGAUGAAGAAACUGGGUUAAUUUAUACCCAUUCUCCAUUUGUCCAAGACAUUACAUAUGUUGGUAAUGGAUUGGAAAUAGGUCGGAAUUACUCUAUCACAGGAGGUUUACACUCCUGUCAGGGUGAUCAAACUGUACAUCCGGUUGAUGUGUCGUCUCUCAACCCUUACUUUGGCGACAAUGUUAAUCCUGAUCAUCCCAUUGCUCCUAGCAUGGUUCUAAUCUAUUGUAACUUAGGAAUAAGUCUUGAUGAUCGGAAAUUAACUUUCGAUCCUACUAAAGAUGCUUUUCAAUGCCUUGACACAAUAACCUCAUCGUCUCCUGGAACCCACUUAGGGUAUCUUCAAAUUGGUCAAGAUAUUCAAGAUUUUUUUAAUGCAAGUAACUAUUUACCUGCUGCAAAAUCUCUAGCUAAUGCUAUAAAUAAUUUUGCCCAACUUAGUAAUGCUGUUGCUCUCGGGAUAAGCGAUGGUCGUAAGAAUGCAUUAAAUAAGAUUAAUGAUAUUAAAACCCAACUGGUUCCUGAAAAAGUACAUACUGGGAAAUUAAUAGAAAUAAUUGCUGGUGUUCUUAGUGGGUUUCUUGUGCUUGAUAUUGGAGCUCUCGUAGGUGCAGAAAUUUUUAUUGAAAGAUCAACUAUUGAAGUUGUGGACACCAUCGAGGAAGAAGUAGCAGCAAAUAUUGCAAAAUUUGGACCUAAGGCACCACCUGUAGGUGAGACCGUAGACGAAACAUUCGAAAUUGUUAAUAAUAUUUUCAACAAUUGUGUAGAAAAGAUAGGUGUUAAGGAUAUAGAUUCGGCUGUUGGUGAUUUUUCUCAGACACUUUAUUAUAUUAGGAAUGCUGAACAAUUAGGGCUAAAAGGAAAUUUAGUUAAGUUUAAUGAAUUGGUGGGGAAAUUGGGAAUGAUUCGGUAUACUUUAGAAAAAAUUUUUCAUGUUAAUUUGGAGGCUUAUUUUAAUACAGGUAUGGUUACGAUGAGAACUACAACAGCUCCAAUAUUAAAUAAAGGGGAAAUCUUAGAAGUAGGCAGUCGAUUUGAACCAUCAGUAAGUAGACCACCAAUGCGAAAUCCUGACACUCCCUUUAGACUAGAGGCUGGUAGUUCAGGAGCUAGAAGAAGAAAAAGAGAUAACCCGACUAUUUCAGGAGAAACGAUUAGCAUUGGAGAGUUGUCUUUUGAUGAGGCUUUAAAUGAUAUACGAAAUAAUUUAAAUCAAUCAGCAAUGGGAUAUUACUGA
Molecule: messenger RNA, 1309 nt
Organism: Racocetra persica
Lineage: Eukaryota; Fungi; Glomeromycota; Glomeromycetes; Diversisporales; Gigasporaceae
Source: the annotation of a GenBank genome assembly